This is a messenger RNA of Octopus bimaculoides (California two-spot octopus), 2429 nucleotides long. RefSeq lists its product as uncharacterized. Gene Ontology annotation, molecular function: DNA-binding transcription factor activity, RNA polymerase II-specific; RNA polymerase II cis-regulatory region sequence-specific DNA binding. NCBI's taxonomy places the organism in Eukaryota, Metazoa, Mollusca, Cephalopoda, Octopoda, Octopodidae. Gene Ontology annotation, biological process: regulation of DNA-templated transcription. The record is from RefSeq and is a predicted model, not a curated record.
UAAGUCUGGUACAUCUUGCACUGACCAGCACACAGUUUGACAGGUUUCGGAAUAUGUAUCCUGGUCAGUCAGUCUAUACCAUGAGCCAAAAAUUCUCCUGUGAUGAAUGUGAUGAAGCAUUUCCUUUGUAUGACCUGUUGAAAGCCCACAUCCGCACAACUCAUUCAUUGGCUUCACAACAGCAACGUAGUUAUUGCUGCGCAAUCUGCAACAAAGCUUUCACACAGAGAACAAACCUGCGUACACAUGAAAGAGUGCACUCUGGUGAAAGACCCUACAAAUGUGCGAUGUGUUCCAAGGCAUUUUACCAACGUACCAAUCUACGAAAUCACAUACGAACUCACACAAACGAGCGACCUUAUACUUGCACUGUAUGUGGGCGUGCCUUCACUCAGCGAGGUAACUUGUACCUCCAUGAAAGAAUUCAUUCUGGUAUUCGUCCAUUUCAGUGCAAUAUCUGUGAGCGAGCAUUCUCGCAGAAGGGUAACCUUAAAAGCCACCUGCGCACACAUGAGCGCAAGAAGGAUGCAGGAAAACACUUUUCUAAAGUUGAGGGGAAUAACAUUACUGCAUUUGUGUGUGGCCAGUGUGGAAAAGCAUUCCAGCGCCAGUCCUUGCUUAAGUGUCAUGAAAAAACACACCAACUUGAACAGCAAUCACUGAAACAGAAAGGACGUGAGGAUAAGGAAGAAGACACGGCAUUGAGUAACUACAAACAAAGUGGUAUAUCUCAAGCUGUCUUUCCUGACACAUCUUCACCCUUGCUCCUGAGAAUCACCACAAAAUGAACCUUUCCAACAACAGUCUAAUAAAUCUUCAUUCUCUCUCUCAUAUACACCCUUUCCCUUCUCUCUCUCUCUCUCUCUCUCUCUCUCCAUCCUUUGUCACUUUCAUGCAGUCUCUUUCUUGCCCCCCCCUCUUUCUUUCAUAGACCCUAUUUCCCUGCUCCUCAUACUCACUCUCUAUUUCCUCUUAAUUCAUUACUUCUCUCAUUUUCUCUGUUCUUUUUCAAUCACCAUCAUGUAUACACUCUGUAUUACAUCUUCACUAUCAUACGCUAUAUAUAUCUUACAACAGUUACAAUAUUACACAUACAUCAUGCAGCACCUUGUCAUUACAUCUGCACAUUUCUUCGCUAUUAACUGAGGUUAAAGUGGUGGACCACUGACUACAUAGGCAUGUAGUCAUGCCUAUGACUACAUGUUUGUUCAAACCUUACUACUACUACUACGAUUACAAUCAAUCAGUGUGUUAUCUCUCUAAGCAAAAUAUACAACCUGAUUUCUCCAGUUUACCUGUCUAACUGAAAUGAUUUUACUUCACUUAGGAGGUCUAUUUUAGAGUUAUUACCCCUGCCUGUCUUGGUAAGAUUUAAGCCACGAAUUUCUGUUUAUGUCUCUUCGCUGUAGAGAGAGAGAGAGAGAGAGAGUCUUGAUCUUUUUUUUUUUUACAUGGUGUUAGCAUUAUUUAGACAGCUCCCACUCAUACUUCAUGGGAGGGUGUCUAAAAGUAGGAAUGGAUAUUCAUUUGCAAAAACAAUCAUUCACACUAACAAUGAGAAAUAUACUUCAUAAAACUAGUCAAUAAGGGAGCUUCUAUGAGGUCGAUUGAUUUUCCGAAAACAGCAGCCAGAUCUCUCUCAGAUCACAUAAUAAAUAUACAACAUAUGUAACUAGUCACUGAGAGAACCUCUACAAGGUUAUUCACCAUGCUAGGAAUAGUGGUCACUUAUCCUCAAAUUUCACGACAAAUAUGCAAUAUAUAUAACUAAUCAAUAAGGGAAUUCUACACAGUCAUUCAACCUACAGAAAUAGCAAUCAAAUUUGCCUUAAAUUACACCCUACCACUCUGAAAAGGGAAGAACACAUUAUAUAAUGUAGUCCUAUAUUUUGCAAUGCCUGCAAAAAGAUUGGAUGGUCAUGACUGGAAUACUCUGAUGUGUGUGUGUAUUAUGAAAAUAAAAAAGACACCUCAGGAGAGACAAACUUUAUCAAAUGUAUUAGCUUAUGUGUGUGUGUGUAUGAACAUGUGCAGGCUAGUGGUGAGGGUGUUACACUAAUGGUUGCGAGAUUGUGAUUUCAGUUCCCAGAUUGGUAGUGCAUUUUGUUCUUGGAGGAAAACACUUUAUUUCAUGUUGGUUCAGUCCAUUCAGAUGUAAAUGGGUAACCCUAUGAUGGUCUGUCAUUCCAUUUGCGGGUGAAUGAUAACCUGCCCACCUAGCCAGCAGGGUGACACCAUUCUAAAGCUAUAACAAUGUGAAGAAGCACAUUGUGACCAGCAGUGUAUAACAACAUCUAAUAGUCUUGUCUGUUCCAUACAAUAAUAUAUAUGUAUACAUGUAUAUGUAUGUAUAUAUAUGUAUAUAUAUAUAUGUGUGUGUGUGUGUCUAUGUAUCUAUAUCUAUAUAUGUAUGUAUCUAUAUGUAUGUG